AGAAACGAAUUUUGCAUCGAAAACGAUACAAAAACAAUUAAUUUAUUUCUUCACACAAUAAAUAAAAUAAAUAAAGGUGAUUCUUGCGGCUUAGAAGCGUUGACAUCUGAAAGUGAGGUUUGGUAAUGUGACACUCGAAAUUCAAUUUUAUACUAGUGGUAAAUGAAACGAACAGAAAUUUGGAUCAAAAUCAAUACAAAAUUAAUUAAUUUAUUUUUUCACAAUAAAUAAAACCGAUCAUUGCGUCACAAAACCGUUGACAUUGACAUGUAAAAGUCAGGUUAUGUAAUGUUACACUCAAAAUUCAAAUUUAUACCUUUGGUAAAUAAAAACAACACAAAUUUGAAUCGAAAACAACAUAAAAAUAAUUAAUUCGUAUUUUCACAAUAAAUAAAAUAAUUAAAUGCGAGCUUUGGGUCACAAAACCGUUGAUAUCUAAAAGUGAGGUUAUGUAAUGUUACGCUCGAAAUUCAAAUUUACCCUUUUGGUAAACAAAAAAGCAAGAAUUUCACAACAGUUUUGUUGAAUUAAGGGCUCCGAUGUCAGACCCCCCUUAUGAGAAGCCCUUCGCGGUGGAAAUCGCCAAGCAGGGGCGCGCCUUUUGCAAAAAAUGCCGCCAAAGGUGUGUUCAAGGCGACUUGCGCAUCGCUAAACUAAUCCCGAACCCUUUGGGUUCCGGUAAAAUGAAAUCCUGGUACCACGUCGCUUGCAUCUUUGAAACGUUUCUAAAACAAAGACAAACCACUAAAAGAAUCGAGGGCCCCCACGAUAUCGACGGUUGGGAGUCACUCGACCCUGACGACAAAGUAAAUAUCUUGGAGAGAAUCUCCGCAUGUAAUCGGGAAUUUGAAGCAAAGUUUAGUAAAGCAAGAAGGGGGAAACGGGGCUGUAGGGCGCCCCCACAAGUCGACGACAACCUCAGCGUCUUAUCAGACGGUUUCGCGAACGAGGGGGUGCACAAAGACAAUUGUUUUCGCGAAUUUCGCACAAUUGUCGCGAAAGUCUCAAACGUCUCAAGUUCGGAGGAGAAAAUCGCGAUUUUCCGCGAGACUUUCACGAAAGGGAGCGACGGGGGCGGUUUCAAGGGGGAUAUCACACUCUGGUGCAAACUGCUCCUCCCGACUGUCAUGAAACGGGUUUUUCACUUACAAACCAAACAAUUAAUUAAAAUAUUUAGCAAGAUUUUUGGGGUUAGUGAUGAGGCCAUGACGGGGCACCUAGAACAGGGCGAUGUGGGGCAAACCAUCCAGCAUUUUUUCGAAGACAACUCCGAAUGCAAACCGGCGAAAAAAAGCACUUUGAGCAUCUUCGAAGUGGACGAUUUCCUCGAAUCUUUAACCACAAUUUCCAAAGAGGAGGACCAAUGCAAAGUCUUCAAGACUUUCAUCAAAAAAUGCACCGGUAAUGACCUGAAAGUGGUCGUGAGACUCAUCAAGCACGACUUGAGGAUGAACGCGGGGGCGAAGCAUGUCUUCAAGGGGCUGCAUCCGGACGCGUAUUUGGUCUUCCAGUCGUGCAGAGACAUCAAAACUGUGCUUAACAAGUGUUGGGGGGAGCCCCCCGCCAAGAAACGGGUUAAAACCAAACGUAUUCCGAAUUAUUUCGAAAAUGUUAGGUUGUUCUUGGAGGAGGGGGUGAAGGAGAGACAUGCCGAAUGGGUGCAGUAUUUCAUCGCCUAUGGGGGGAGUGUCCUCACAGGGGGCGAAGGUGAAGAAGCCACUCAUAUUUUGCAUUUGAAAGACACCAUUUCGGAGCCCACGAUUCAGUGUGGCAACAGUGCAAAACAUGUUAUUGUUGAGUGGAUCAAGGAUACCGUGGCGAAGGAGAAUUUGCAGGAUUAUAGGCCCUAUACAGUACGGUGGGAUCCUUGUCACAAGGAUUAAUGUUUUUUUAAUAAAACAAUAAAAUUUCGCAUUGUUUAUAAAUGUGAAAAAUAAUAAAAAUAUAUCGUGGGUUUUAAUCCAAUUAAGUUUUAAAACCCGAA
This is a messenger RNA of Tribolium madens (black flour beetle), 1984 nucleotides long. RefSeq names its product DNA ligase 3-like. NCBI's taxonomy places the organism in Eukaryota, Metazoa, Arthropoda, Insecta, Coleoptera, Tenebrionidae. Bases 540 to 1883 code for a protein of 447 amino acids. The record is from RefSeq and is a predicted model, not a curated record. Gene Ontology annotation, biological process: lagging strand elongation; DNA recombination; double-strand break repair via alternative nonhomologous end joining. The transcript has 2 exons. Gene Ontology annotation, molecular function: DNA binding; zinc ion binding; DNA ligase (ATP) activity. Gene Ontology annotation, cellular component: DNA ligase III-XRCC1 complex.